Messenger RNA from Echinops telfairi (small Madagascar hedgehog), 3486 nucleotides. It is a transcript of the gene CBX8, whose product is annotated as chromobox 8. NCBI's taxonomy places the organism in Eukaryota, Metazoa, Chordata, Mammalia, Afrosoricida, Tenrecidae. The record is from RefSeq and is a predicted model, not a curated record. The transcript has 5 exons. The coding region runs from base 59 to 1198 and encodes 379 amino acids.
CGCUGGCUGCUGCUUUUCUGCUCCUGGAAGCGGCCAAGAGGGGAAGCGGCGAGUCAACAUGGAGCUUUCGGCGGUGGGGGAGCGGGUGUUCGCGGCCGAGGCCCUCCUGAAGCGGCGCAUCCGGAAAGGACGCAUGGAGUACCUCGUGAAAUGGAAGGGCUGGUCGCAGAAGUACAGCACUUGGGAGCCCGAGGAGAACAUCCUGGACGCCCGCCUGCUGGCCGCCUUUGAGGAAAGGGAACGAGAGAUGGAACUCUAUGGCCCCAAAAAGCGAGGCCCAAAGCCCAAGACUUUCCUCCUGAAGGCCCAGGCUAAGGCCAAAGCCAAAACCUACGAGUUCCGUAGUGACUCUGCACGUGGCAUCAGGAUUCCCUACCCCGGCCGCUCGCCCCAAGACUUGGCGUCCACCUCCCGAGCCAGAGAGGGCCUUCGGAACAUGGGUCUACCUCCGCCACCCGGAGGAGGGAGCAGCAGUAGCAGCAGCAGCACCACCACAUGCCGCGCGGAGCCACCCCGGGACCAGGCGCGGGAUCAUCGCGAGAGGGAACGCGAACGCGAGCGGGAGCGGAGCGCCAGCCAUGCGGACGACAAACCCAGCUCCCCUGGGGACAGCUCCAAGAAACGCGGCCCCAAGCCCCGGAAGGAGCUCCUGGACCCUUCGCAGAGGCCUCUGGGAGAACCCAGUGAAGGCCUCGGAGAGUACCUCAAGGGCCGGAAACUGGAGGACGCCCCUUCCGGGGCAGGGAAGUUUCCAGCAGGCCACAGUGUGAUCCAGCUGGCUAGAAGGCAGGAUUCGGACCUGGUCCAGUGUGGCGUGGCCAGCCCCAGCGCCUCGGAGGCCACGGGCAAGUUGGCUGUGGACACCUACCCAGCCAGGGUCAUAAAGCACAGAGCGACCUUCUUGGAGGCCAAAGGCCAGGGCGCCCUGGACCCUGGUGGGCCCCGGGUCCGGCACGGCUCAGGCACUCCGGGCUCUGUAGGGGCCCUGUACCGGGACAUGGGGGCCCAGGGAGGAAGGCCCUCGCUCAUCGCCAGGAUUCCAGUGGCCAGAAUCCUGGGGGACCCCGAAGAAGAGUCCUGGAGCCCCUCGCUGACCAACCUGGAGAAGGUGGUCGUCACAGAUGUGACGUCAAACUUUCUGACCGUCACCAUUAAGGAAAGUAACACGGACCAAGGCUUUUUUAAGGAGAAGAGAUGAGGGGCUGGGGUUGAGCGCUCCCGCCCCACCCCCCAGCAGCUAGUGAGAGGGCGAGGCCGCAGACUCAGUGCUUUUUACUUCUGGGGGGAGGGGAUCGCCCUGCUGGCUGGCCCCACCCCUAACAUCACACACACCCCGCCCUUUCCACCUCUCCCCCUGCCCCAGUUUCGGUUGGAAAGAUGAUCUCUAGAGUUAUAUUUUCUAUUAGCUGUAAAUAUGUUAUUUAAGAAAAAGAAAAAUCUAAAUAUAUAUAUUUCAACUCUUGAAGUUGUUUUAUUUAAAGAAGGAAAAAGAGAGGCAGGCGAGGUUGAUUUGUGGGCAGAUAGGCAGGCCGAGAUGGGGUAGCAGGGAUCUCUGGCACCCAGGGAACUAGCAGCAAGACUUGGGGCCAGGUACCCACCCCCCAUCCCCUCCACUGGUCUUGGAAGGUGUCUGCAGGGUCUCAGCCUGCCACCCCCCUCUUCCCUCUCCCAGACCCCCUUGAAAUGAGGCAGCCCCUUAAUUUCAUCACCCCCACCCCCACCAUUGUCAGAGAGGCAGGGCAACAGAGAGUUGACUCUUACCCCCUAGUCAUAAAAGGGGAAGGUUACUUUCCUUUAGGAGACUCAAACAUCUAUUAGGGGAAAAUGUUUUCACUUUGACACCCCCCCUUUUUUGGGGGGUGUGUGAUGUUGAAGGUGAAAAGUCACAGGUGGGUGGGAUCUGGCUGCUGUUCCCCAAGACCACCCGGCGCAAAGCACUUUAUGGGAGAGGGGCCUGAGCUGUGUGCCCUCCACUCCUCACGCCACAGAAAGACGAACCCAGGAAUUCUGUUUACAUUCCCGAAAUGCCAGGAUAAAUUAGGAGGAUCCCAAGUCCACUCCAACUGCCCGCCCCGGCCGCCGGGAGUUCAGACAUUUGUUUUAUAAGAAAGAUGUUUGGGGUGGACUUCUUCCGCUUGUGGAGUAGCCUUCUAGCUCACUGGGAGAAGGGACAGCGCCCCCCACUUCGCUGGAGGAGUUGGAUACGGAGGCGCGCUCCUUUUGGGGCAGGAGGACAGCCCAGCUCUCUGAUGGACUGACACCCGCAGGGGCCCAGGCCAGCCCACCAACUGGAUCCUGGAGGAUGGGGCAGCAGCAGGCCGGCUCUGGUCUCUGGUCGGCCGGGGAGGGUUCGGGCAUCUCAGGCCUUGGGGACACAGGAGCAGGGCGGUAUGUUUCUCAACGGAAUGCUCAUCUGAACUCUGGCGGUCUCCUUUUUGGCUCCCUUUCUUAAAAGCAAAAGCUAUAAUUUAUAGCCCCCCCCCCCCCCCUUCUGUUGGAGCUGCGUUCUCCGCUGCUGACGCCACCAAGGGGAGGGGGCUGUGGGAGCCUGGAGAAGGGUGGCCUGUGCCCCUUUUCUGACUCAAAAGCACAAAUCAGCCCUCUGGCCCCUGGGGAGGGUUCCUGGGGCUCCUGCCCUUAAAGGGCCAGCAAGCCUCCUCUUCCCCGAGGAAGGCCAGGCUCUGACUGCAGAGCAGGGCACCCAGCACAGACUGAGUGAAUGAGCCUGGGGGAGCCGCGCUGCAGGCGCUGGGGAGGCACUCACAGGCCAGACAGGGGAGCCCCAGCCUCCACCUCCUGGCUCCACCUUUCACUUCAUGCCUACCUUCUAAGGGAAGGCACAGGGUGCAUAGGAAAGGUGUUAAGAAAUGAUUUUGGUUGGUUUUUGAAUAUCAAAUUGCGCCUAUAAAGAAAAGCCCCGAGAUGGAUUUUACCUGCUCAUGUUUGUAAAGCUGGUAUUUUAGACUUUGUAUAAAGCAGUGCCGUUUGACCAAGUGGAUUUACUUACCCGUCGACGCUAUUUUCAAAAGAAACGUAAUUGAAGGGAUGUGUGUCUGUUGCCCAGAGGAGGGGAGCUCCUUGACCUGGCGGCUGCCUUCUCCCAGGCCCCCCUUUCUAGUCCCUCUUCACCCCUUGCCCCUUCCCUCAGACCUCGCUCUAGCCAGCCUGGCUCUCCUCACCGCCCCCCCGCAUCUGUCCUGCAGUCAGCCUGUCCGUGGACUUGCGUGUGUCUCCCUUCCUCCUGCCACGCAGACAUAGGGGUGGAUGGGCGGGCAAGGGCCAGGCCUGGACCGACCGGCCAGGAGCCCGAAGCCUGCGCGGGGUGUGCGCUUGUGGGGCUUGAGUUCUAAGAUGUGUACAAAGCGAGGCUCAGCCUCGCUGCCGCUGGGGCGCGCGAGUGACGCUUCUGUUCUUGUCUCCUGCGACCGUGAACGUCUGUAUUAAUACCUGCUUUUUACGUGUUUAAAUAUAUACUUUGUAAAUAGA